UCUUUUCUUCAUUCUGCAGUCCCCAACUCGAGCUCAGUCCUAACAAACUGAGAACUGCAGUCAUGCUUUAUUGGAAAAAUUCCCUUUCCCAGGUAUGUUAAUGCUGAACAUCUUCCUGAUCACAGGAGAAAGUGGGCACCAGCUCCACAGCAUGGACAUUGUCACAUGCAACCCCAUGUCAUGGGGCUGAAUCUUUCCUUAUGGUCCCAACUUUGCUUUCUGUAGUGAAAUUAAUCACUGGAGCUGUAUUUCUUCCUUCCAGAAUUAUGUCAAAUGGCAGUGUCUUGUUUCCUGAAAUACUGUGUUAGUCUCUUAUCCUGUAUUUCCACAAAAUCUUGGUAUUCCUAUUUUUAGACUCUAUUGGAAAGUAUUGCACUAAGUUUAGGUUGUGCUGAACCAAGCUGAUAUUUUCAGUGGUACAAGUGUGGCCCUGCACUUAAUUUUUUUAAGGACAACUUAAAAAGUAAUGGUCAUCACUGAUGUAUUAAUAGUUCAACUUGCUCUUCCCCACUAUGGCUGUUAAUGUUACAAAUUUCUAAUAGGGAGCUGCAGUUUGGAAGGGAGACAAAAUGAGUUCAGAACAGAGGGUUACUAUUGCUGUAGGUUGAUUUUUUUUUUUUUUUGUGGUUGAACCAGAAGGAGAUUUAAUGAAAUCUGACCUCGGGUCUGGUUUUUCCAUUUUGGCAAACAAUAACAGUUCUGUGAUCCAGAAUUGAUGAUCACUUCAGCAACACUUCAGUGUUUGGAUUUCUUGUGUUACGGGUAGAUGAUGACUUGUGCAGCCUUCCCGUGUGAACCUUUACAUUCCCACCUAAUUUAAGAUUCUUACUAAAUGCUGCCUAAUUUAGGGCAGGCAUCUCUGAGUGAGGGGAGUGAGGGGCACUUGGGCUUAGUUUUUGUUGAGUGUUGGUUUCUCAGCUUUGUUAAAUCAUGGAUCUUAGGUGUAGAUGACUUUUUGAGAUUCAUUGUGUGUUCAGAAAGCCUUUUUACCUAAGGCAGGGGGUUGAUUUUCCUGUCUGUGUUACUUCUCUGUCCCUACAGCUGUUCAGAAAACACAGUGACUUCCACAUCUGUGACCACCUAGACUGUUUAUCCUGCUGCUGCCAUGGGGAACCCAUGGAAGCUGUUCAGGAGCAGGGCUUGGGCCCUGCUCUGUGGCUAGAGAAGCCUGCAGGGAUCUCUGUUCCUUCCCAGCAGAGAAAGCAUGGAAUGCCAGCACAACCCCCCAGCCUGGGGGAAAAGGGUGCUGCAACAAAUCAAGGUUAAAUUCAAUCAAGUGAUCUUUGGGAGAGUGAGUCAGGAUGAAAGUUCUGAUUGUUCACGCCUUGUGAAAUUGCAGUCCUGGGCUAAUUCAUGCUGAAGCCAAGGUAAGUCACCUCAAAGGAAGAGCAGGAAGGCAGCCACAGGUGACCUGAACAUGCCUGCAGGGCUGUGGCACGAAGGAACAGGAGGAAGAAAGUUGUUCACCUGGGGAUUAACCAGCAAGUCAGAAGGUUUUGCUGUUUUAUCUACUGCUUGAUCAAUUAAGCAGCAGAUUGCUUUUCUGAAGAAGGCAAGUUGCUGGUGCUGAAGGGUGUUUAAAUAUCUGUCACACCAAACACUGGCACAUGCCAGGGUAUGAAUUGCCCUUCUAGAGAGCACUCCUCCCUGAAGAAAAUCGAGCUGUGAAUAUUUUAAUAGAUUAUUGUCAUCAACAGUGAAUGCUGCAGGAAAAUCCUGGCAGGUAAAAGAAACAAGGAUUUUGUAGGAGAGGAUUAAGGGUGUGUCAAUGUUGGUUUUAUCUGACAGCCUUUCAAAUCAAAGUCUGUAUCUGUUUAUAGGUACUUUGUUUCUUGUAUGGUUUCUCUAGUUUAUCAGUGACUCAGAAAUACAGGAGUCUCCUGUGGAGUAUUAAGAAGGGCUUAACCUAUGCAUUGUAAAUACUUGUGCUAAUGAGGUUUGAAGCAAAGAAAAUCAGAUUACUUAUCUGUGCUACUACUUUGCCACUGACCCUGACAAUUUAAAGGUGAUUUAUGAUUUCUGGCAUGCCUUCCAGGCCUCUUAGCAGAGUGUUCCAAUCAGAAUUGCCCUGAAGUCUUUAGGAGUCUCCAGAGAACUGGACUGAGAGCCAUUUCCCCAUGUCUAUAUCAGGUGUCAGUUGCAGACAGCAUGGAGAAACACUCUUUCAGCACUACCUAACCCGUGCCUUUCUUUUACUGCAGUUAUUUCCUUACUAUGGCACUGAAAUCUGUGUGCUUCACCUUUUGUCAGGACAUGUGAGCCAACCUCACACACAUCCUGCAGCACUCUAGGCUUGACCUAGCAGGCUUCUGUAGAGCGUGUUAGUUCAGUGGUUACCCAAGCAUGUGGAUAACUGAGUUCUUUCCAGAAGAGCUGGCCAUGUGUGUCAAGUAAAGAUGUGUUAAAAUACCCUGUGGCUUCACAGGGUGGAAAGAGCUUGGGCAGAAUUCAGUUCUAGACAAGCUGUUGUCAAAGACCUGUUCAGCAUGUGUCAGCCAGACAGACUUGUGAUGUGUUACUGGGAAAUGGUGCUGCUUCAGAACAUUCCAAGGUAAAAAAAAAAAAAAAAAAAAAAAUGGUAGCACCUGGUGAUGGUUUGGGCUGCUGGUGGCCACAAAUUUGUCUGUCAUUAUUAAGAAGGGAUUAGUGCCCUAGACAUUCUCCUCAAAAGGUCUUUUAUGCUGCUGCUGGUUUGCUAGAGAGAAAUGAGUUCUCAGUCUGCUUCACGUGUCUGGAGGGCAGACAAACACCUGGCACACUGUCACAUCCUGCUAAGAUGGCAUGUAGUGCCAAACCAAUGAGCUGACCAAUGUGAUAAACCUUUGUCUGGCUCAGCUGGGUUUAUGGCAUAAAGCCAUGGUUAUUCAAAGCAAAGGAACUUUUUGGAAGUGACUCUUUGUGAGAAAGUGCAUCUCGGGACUUGUCUGCUUGGCAAUUUAGACUAAAGGUGUGAAGUACAUGCAUAAACUUGACAUUAAAUAUCUUUAUUCAGAGAGAAAUAGCUUUGUUGUAUAGCAAACUUUACUUCUGAAUGGGAGCAUUCCCUCUGAAAUCUGUGCAUUCAUUGACCUCACACCUUUAGUUAGGAACCUUAACUUUCCCAAGUGCUGAUGUGUAGACAAACUCUCAGGACAAAUGAUGUUCCCAGUGAAAUAAAACUUGGUACAGCUGCUACCAGUGACUUGUAAGCUGGGAGCAAGAUGGAAAGCAUCAUAAAUUCAUCUGUGCCUUGCAGGCAGGAUCAUAUGCUUUUCAACUGGCAUAGCCAAAAAUGUGUUUGUACAUAGAUAUCAUUCCUUCCCAGUGGUAGGCAUUGAACAGAUUCUGUUCUACAUGCCAAUGGUCUGUGAGAGAGCAGGUGUUUCUAUAUCUAACGUACUUCAGCUCUGAACCCAGGGCUGUUAUUUUAACUUGGGAUCAGGACAUAUUCAUUCCAAAGUCUAUGACCCUCACUGCCAUAAAUACUUCUUUUUUGUUGUUGUGGUUCUUGGUGUUUUGCACUCUUUUAAAGAAAAAGCCAGCAUUAUGGUAAAUUUGAUUCAAGUGACUUUCCAUACUCUGCUUCUUUGGGGUUAAUGAUUUCUCCUUUUUAAGGAAGACUGAUUACAAAAAUUGCAUACAAGUGUUGAUCUGAAUCUCGUUCAGUCAAGUGGGUGUGUUGGUGUUGCUGCUGGGUACCUGCAGAAAAAGUAAAGUUAGGUAUGUCAGGGGGACCUGGCUGGCAAUCCUAAAAUGCAGGGUUCAAAAAGCAGACUUUUUAGCUGAGUUAGCUCAUAGUGUGAGGAAUCCAAAUUACAAUGUACAGGGAGAAAGUGGUGGCAUGUACAUGCCAUAUGACUGACAAAUCUGAAAGCACUUGAGUUAAUUAAAUGCUCUCAAUCAUCCCUGUGAGGUAGGAAAAACACAUAAUAUGUAAGGGUCAUACAAUUUGUGAAAAAAUAGCUUCCUAAGGUGUUCUCAAGGUGAAUUUAUUUAUAAAUGCAGUGUCCAGCCCCAUCUGUGUUACAUCUGAAGAAUUCUGUGCUGCUGAAAUGCCAGGAGUGGCUGUGGAAAGGCUGGUAGUAAAGGAGUGAUGAGACUUUUGGAAGAAGCCUAUGUCAUGAGGGAUCCUUUCACCCCUGACAAGGACAAGUUCCUCAUCAUCAGGUCUCGUUGCAGUUUGUGUAGCAGAGCAGUGUGUGUUGGUACAGACUGUAGUCUGUUCUACUCCAAAAGCUUCUGCCUCCCCUGUGUGAAAGAAAAGCUAAAGGCCUUUCCUUUGGAAAUACAAGAAGACAUGGAUGAAAGGAAGCCCCAGCAGAAAUCCUGCAAAAAAAAAUGGAUACAAAACAUAAAUCUUGAAGGUCCAAGAGCGACAGUUCUUUGGCUGGGGUUUCUCCUCUCUCUGCUUGGAGACUAUCAAGUUGCUCCUUUUAAAGAAGUGACCUUCAUCAGCUCACUACUACCAGAGAGAGCAGCACAUUUCCUUGCCCUUGGCUGGGGUUCAGACAUCCCCGUGCAGCGCCAGGGAGCGGCUCCGAGGUGCUGAGGAGCCAGGAAAGGAGGCAGACGAGCCUGCUGUCACCAUGUGAAAUGCUUGCAGUCAGAAACCAAACAGCACAGAGCAUAGGAACCAUGUCCAGAUUUCCACAUUUGCUAUUUUAGUGCUUUGUGUUGUUCUUGACACUCCCUGUGGUGUUAUGAAAUUCCAAAACAGAUUGAUCUGGCUUAAUUCAGGAUAUACCCAAGAAAGUCAGUGUACACCAAUUGUUAAUCUGGCAGUGCUGUCCUGUAAGAUUACAUAAGGCAGGGAAUUUAAAGCUUUAAGUCUAAAAUAGAAGUGCUGUGAGAAAAUGUCAUAAAUAUAAUACCUAAAUUUCUCAAUGUGGUAAUCUUAAUGCUAUCACAGCAUUGUGCCUUGAGACUUUGAAGGUUGGUGCUUCUGCAAUCAAUAAAAUAUUUACAAGUCCCUUGCACUUGCAGUCACUUUUCACUUAACCUUCCAGUCCAUGUCAGCACAGCAGCUGGAGAGGACCCUGAAUACAUUUGUCUUAUGUUUUACAAUAAAGGUGACUUCUUUUUCACUUUCAAAGCAGUUAAUCUGGAAAUAGAAAAGUUACAUUGAUACACUAAAUUCUUUCUGAACCCGACAAAUAAACUGCAGCUGUAAGAGGGAUGUCAGAAACACAGUUUCAGGUAACAAAGGUAAGAAGUUCAAUGGAAACAGCAGUUUGUUUAGCUCAAAAAUUAGCUUCUUCAGUUAUCUGUUUUGACUGUCUUAAGAUUUAGGUGGCUUUUAUAAAACCUGAAUCACGCCUUAAGGAUACAUCUAGAAUGCUCCCUAAUCCCAACAUCACCUUUUUUACUCAAGUUACUGCUGGUCAUUGCUUCAGAACCUGUUAGUGCCUUGGUGAACAUCUCUUUUUUCCAACACUUCCAUCCAUAUAAGUUGUAAUAGGACAACAUCAAAAAUCAUUUCAGUAGAAUGAACCUGUGUUUGUUAAAAGAAAUCAACAGUAUUUCAAUGAGUUGUUUAGGACAUUGAAGUAUCCUAAAAUCUUUCUUUUUUCUGAACUUAAUAAAUUGGUGCCCUCCGUUCAGGACUGAAAUUUCUUGCAGUGACUGGAGGAGCAAUAAUGGACCUAUUAGUAGCCUUUUCAAGCCCUAAGUGCUUUAAUAAAUAAAAUAUAUGUAUGUCUCUAAAUGCGAAAAAAAAGACCCAAGUUAGGAAGCAACACUUCAGAUUCCUUUUUGCAGUUACAAAAGACUACACUUUCAGGGAAAGUGAUACUAAACUUAUGUAAGAUGGGUGGUAUUAGAUUUCAGUUUCACAUUAGGAACACUGUUUAAAAGCUGUGGUGUGUCUGUGUCUGUUCUGUAUAAACAUCAGAGGCAUGUCCUGUGCUAAACCCACAGCUGAAGAGAGCACUUUCCCACCUUGGAAUUGUAGUCUUAUAAUCAAGCUGCCAAAGCAACAUGGUUGUGUGAGAUCACAGGAUAUGUUUACACCAGCAAACAUACCUUGAAAUGUGUUUUUUGCUGGAUUUCCCAUUGUUCACGACAGAUUGUACUCUUAAAAGCAGGUUUUAAAAGCCUGCCUAGUGCAGUUCUGUUGUCAGUGAGAUUGGGAUCUCAUCUGUCUGACCUGUUUUCCCUCCUGCUCAGCUUCCUCUGUGCCCUUUUAAGACAAAAGCAGUUAUCUCAUUUAUUCAUAACCAUUAUCUUUGCCUUUACAAUAUAACUGAGGAGUCAUUUAAAGCCCUCAGAAAUCUCCAUGCCUUUAAGUACUUGUUAUGUUGAACUGAAAGGGGAAAAGACUCAGUAUUAAAAGGGAGCAGAACCUCAGAGAAAAACUACAUAAGAUUUAAUUUGGCUCAGCACAGCUCAUUUAUUUUACAGCAGGAAAAACUAAUUCAGGGAUGCCUCUG
Molecule: messenger RNA, 6407 nt
Organism: Passer montanus (Eurasian tree sparrow)
Lineage: Eukaryota; Metazoa; Chordata; Aves; Passeriformes; Passeridae
Gene: CDPF1
Product: cysteine rich DPF motif domain containing 1
Exons: 3
Coding region: 4073-4528 (151 amino acids)
Source: RefSeq, a predicted model, not a curated record